AUGGAGAAAAAUUCCAUCCAGACGUUCGAGGAGGUCCCUACCGUCAGGGAUGCAACACUCGAACGGGCGUUGGUGCGCAAACUCGACAUGCGGGUCCUCCCAACAGUGUUCCUGAUCUUCGUCAUGAACUACAUCGACAGGAAUGGGAUCACGACUGCACGGCUCAAAGGACUCGAAGACGACCUAGGACUCACCGGCCUCCAAUACUCAAUAAUCCUCUCCGUCCUCUAUGCAACAUACUGCCCAGCCCAAAUCCCCUCCAACAUGGCACUCAACUACAUCACACGGCCCUCACUCUACAUUGGCGGAUGCGUCGUUCUCUGGGGCCUCAUCAGCGCCAUGACAGGUGUGACACACUCCUUCCGGGGAAUCCUGGCAUGUCGAUUGUGUCUGGGUAUACCAGAGGCGGCGUUCUACCCAGGUGCGACGUACAUGCUGUCGAGGUGGUAUACGAAGAAGGAAUUGGCGUUUCGGUCAGCGAUUUUGUAUUCAGGACUGCUCAUCUCGAAUGCAUUUGGUUCAUUGAUGGCAGCGGGUAUCCUCGGAGAGAUGGAAGGUAAACGAGGAAUACGCGCUUGGAGGUGGCUGUUUUACAUCGAAGGAUCCAUCACGAUUUGCGUCGGCCUCUUGAGCAUGUGGCUUCUCCCCGACUACCCACACAACACACGCUGGAUGUCGCCCCAAGAACAACGACUAGCGCAAGCCCGGCUUGCAGAAGAUGCCGGUGAAGCAGAUAAAGACAACAAAGAAGACAGCCCUCUGCACGGACUGAAACUGGCGCUCAAGGACCCGCUGUUGCUUGGACUGAGUUUUGUCAACUUUUUCCCGACGUUGACGGAAACACUGGGGUUCUCGACUACGGUGUCACUAUUGCUCUGCGCACCUCCAUGGGUAUUCUCUGCAAUCAUAUGUUGCUUGAACGCAUGGCAUGCAGACCGGACUGGAGAACGGUUCUUCCACAUUUCUGGGUGGUGGUGGGGCGUCAUGGCGGGGUUCAUCAUCGGAUUGUCGACAAUGCACACCGGUGCGCGAUAUGUAUCACUAUUCCUGAUGGCUUGUGGCUAUGGAGGGUUCGCGAUGACACUAGUAUGGGUAUCCAAUGUUGUCACUCGUCCACCAGCAAAGAGAGCCGCCGCGAUCGGCCUAGUAAAUGGAAUCGGAAACCUAGGAAACCUGAUGGGAUCAUACACGUGGAAAGCAUCCUGGGGACCCGGAUACCACCAAUCCAUGGCUAUCUCGCUCGCCGCACUUGCAUUCAGCACCCUACUCUCCGUCGGCAUCAGACAGAGUCUCGUAAAAGAGAACAAGAGACUCGACAAAGAAGACACCAGCAAGAUUGAUGUGGCUCGGGUGGAAGAAGCAGCAAGGCUGGAGGGAAUAACGUUCGAGCAGGCAAUGGAGAAACGAAAAGGAUUCCGGUAUUUGUAUUAG
This is a messenger RNA of Desarmillaria tabescens, 1431 nucleotides long. Its product is annotated as major facilitator superfamily domain-containing protein. Gene Ontology annotation, molecular function: transmembrane transporter activity. Lineage: Eukaryota; Fungi; Basidiomycota; Agaricomycetes; Agaricales; Physalacriaceae. Gene Ontology annotation, cellular component: membrane. Gene Ontology annotation, biological process: transmembrane transport. The record is from RefSeq and is a predicted model, not a curated record. The transcript has 10 exons. The coding region runs from base 1 to 1431 and encodes 476 amino acids.